ACAACAGCCAAUGCUACAUCCUGGCGGCAUGCAACAACAGCCAAUGACACAUCCUGGCUUCAUGCAGCAGCAGAGCACUAACAACACAACUGUUGUGCUACAGCAACAACCUCAGCAAAUUAUGAUCCAAGGUGAACGUGAUUGGAGCACUGGCUUAUGUAGUUGUUGUGACGAUUGUGGAAUAUGUUGCUUCGCUUACUGUUGCCCAGCUAUUCACAGCUGCGUCGUAGCUAGCUUGGCUAAAGAAUGCUGUUGUGUGGGGAUGUAUUGUCCGUUUGCUUUGAGAACCAAGAUCAGAUUGAGGCAUAAUAUUAAGGGAAGUAUUUGUGAAGAUUUCUGUGUUCUCGCAUGGUGUGGUUCUUGUGCCAUGUGUCAAAUGCACCGUGAAUUAAAUAUUCAUGGCAUUUAGAUUGAGGAACUUUCAACUUUUAAAGUGAUUCAAUACAUUCUAAAAACUUAUCCAUACACAGCAUUUGUAGCCUAAGACUUUGUCUGCGUUUUUAAGCGUUGGAAUAUGAUAACAUAUUAUAAAAUAUAUAUCAACAACUCUUGUUACUUAAAACCAUACACUACAUUGACAUAUCCAAUUAUUAAAACUAAACUUGUAAAGUGGCCAGCUCAGGGCCUCGGGUAAAUAACAUAUAUAAUGUUUUAAUAUAAUUCAAGUAAAUCAUGUUUCA
Xenia sp. Carnegie-2017 is the source of this 680-nucleotide messenger RNA. RefSeq names its product cornifelin homolog A-like. The transcript is spliced from 4 exons. The record is from RefSeq and is a predicted model, not a curated record. NCBI's taxonomy places the organism in Eukaryota, Metazoa, Cnidaria, Anthozoa, Malacalcyonacea, Xeniidae. The coding region runs from base 11 to 409 and encodes 132 amino acids.